AUACACAUUAACUUGGAGUGCGCGUUACCGUUACGACACGUCGCGGACAAACAUAAUAACGGCACUUUGCGGUUAAGAUUCGUCGGCCACACGUUGACACAAGCCAACGCCACCGCCACAGCAACAGCAACAGUAGCAACAACAGCCACAGGAAGCCAGCCACGAACUGAAGCCUUUGACCAAGUGGGCAGGGCAACAGAAAGCAAACAAACAAAAAAAAAAAACAACGAAGAAAAGAAAACAUUGCAUACAAAACUUGGACAAAUACGCUUGUUGCUUUUGGCAGUAGGCGUGGCACUUCAUGUGUGUGUCACAUGUUCUUCCUUUUCACCAUGAGUGUGUGUGCUUUGCGAAAAUUGUUGUGCGGAAAUUAUUGAAAUUUUCCUUUUGAUUUUGUUGGCGGCUCCACGCCACGUCACGCGCCCAUAAAAACUCUUGACACUCCGAGGCAGUGAGCAGUUAGUAGUGAGUGGGGAUUCCCCUACACACACACACACAUACACACACACACACAGUAUGGCAAAGUGACGCGUUUUGCCGCCAUCCGUCGGCGUUUCGUUGUUGUUGUCCUCGUUCUCGUCCUUGUCGCACUGACAAAUUUCCUUGCAUAUCCGUUACAACGCUGCAACUGGCAACUUGCAACAAACUAAACAAUUUGCGUGGCGCGUGUUGUCGUUGACGUUGUCCUCGGUCUUCGCUCCUCGAACCCCUUUUGCCACCUUCACUUCGAACCCGGUUCACUUGUCGCGUAUCCGUCGCCAUUUUGGACAAUAAUUUCGUUUCCGGUUCGCAAAAAAAGUGCAACAUGCCGCCAAGCAAAGUGAAUGACUAACUCAAACGUUUAACAAAUAUUAAUCAAACUAUGCAAGUGUAAAAGUGUGCAAUGAAUUUAUAAACAAUCGGAAUAAAGUAUAGCUCAUAUUUCUUGGAUAUACUAUAACACAGAGACCAGCAUAAUCCUGAGAGUCAAGUGGAAUCCUUUGCUCAACCAACAUCUAGCCAUUGACGCUUCAGAAGGUCGCGCCAUGUACGAGAAUUCGUGUUCGUAUCAAACGGCGCUGGACUUGAAGCGAGUAUCGCCGCCAACGCUGGCCCAGGUGAAGACCGAGGAUUGCCUGACGCUGGGACAAUGUUCACCCGACUGGACUUCGUAUCGCUUCCAUCAGUCCACGUUCGAGCAGCUGAAACAGAGCGUGGAGAAGGCAAAAGCAGCGCUUCAGGAUCGCAGCAGUUUCUUUGGCGCAAGCAGCGCCUUCAGUGACAUCUACUCCAGUCAACGUCUGACCGACACGCUGGACACCUUGCCUGCCAUGCAGAACGGAAGUGGAGCUGGAAAUUGUCUUGGCCUGUCACACAAUCCCAGCGCCGGAGUGGGCGUUGGAGUGGGAGUGGGCGUGGGCGUGGGUGUGCUUAACUAUAAUACUGUGAGCAGCAGCAGCGCUGGAGUUCUAGGGGGAAGUGUGCAACGCCAUCGCCUGGAUACGCUGCAACCGCCAACGGGUUGCUCACCAGCAGGCACACAGCAUGGAGUCAUCACGUCCAGCGCUGGUGGCCAGCUGCCGAGUGCCACACUGGAUGUGGUCAGUUCAGCCACGGUGCCAGUGCCGCAUUCAGCAUCGAGCAGCACGUCGCAUGUGGAGCACAAAGUUCGAACAGAAAAAUCGACAUUGGAUUGCGCCACAACGUCCUCGACGCAUGCCGCUGUCGUUGCCGCCUCCUCAUCCUCGGCCUCGAGCAGCGAUCUGGGCAGGCACAGCGUUGGCAAGAGCAGCAGUAGCAGCAACAAUACCACAACUGGUGGCUCAAAUGCAUUGUAUUCCUCGUACAAAUCGUCGUGGGGCUCCCACAGCUCGACACAAUCGCAAGGCUACAGCUCGAAUGCGCUGAGCAUCAAACAUGAUCCGCACACACAACUACGGCAACCUGAUCCAUAUCAAAUGUUCGGACCCACCAGCAGCAGACUGGCCAGCUCAGGCUCUGGUCAGAUACAAUUGUGGCAAUUCCUGCUCGAGCUGCUGUCGGACUCCAACAAUGCCAGCUGCAUUACCUGGGAGGGAACCAACGGAGAGUUCAAGCUAACCGAUCCCGAUGAAGUUGCUCGUCGCUGGGGCGAACGCAAAUCGAAGCCGAACAUGAACUACGAUAAACUGAGUCGCGCCUUAAGAUACUACUAUGACAAGAACAUCAUGACCAAGGUGCAUGGCAAACGCUAUGCGUAUAAAUUUGAUUUUCAAGGCCUAGCAGCGGCCACACAGCCGGCGGCCAGUGAUCCCACCUACAAGUAUCAGAGCGACCUGUUCAUGACGCCAUAUCAUCACAGCGCGAAGCUCAGUUCGUUUAUGAGUCCACAUCAUGGCAUGACUUCUUCCUCAGCUUCCAUCUUUCCAACGGCCGCUUCGUGGGGCAACUGGGGCAGUCCGGCCACGAAUCUGUAUCAGCCGCACUCGAUGAGCCAUGUGACGCCAUCGCAUGUGGCGCCGCACCUCAGCUCCUAUCCUCACUACGCAUGACCAUCAUAAU
Drosophila albomicans is the source of this 2520-nucleotide messenger RNA. RefSeq names its product DNA-binding protein D-ETS-3 (gene Ets65A). The record is from RefSeq and is a predicted model, not a curated record. Gene Ontology annotation, cellular component: nucleus. Gene Ontology annotation, molecular function: sequence-specific DNA binding; DNA-binding transcription factor activity, RNA polymerase II-specific. Gene Ontology annotation, biological process: cell differentiation; regulation of transcription by RNA polymerase II. The coding region runs from base 1026 to 2510 and encodes 494 amino acids. Lineage: Eukaryota; Metazoa; Arthropoda; Insecta; Diptera; Drosophilidae. The transcript has 10 exons.